AUGGGGUUUGUUCCUUCCGCUCGAAGAGAGAAGGACGCAGAGCUAAACCAGAAGAGGCCGCAGUACAUCAAGGCGAAAGAAAACACGGCUCACAAGAUCAAGAAGCUGGAGGCCGCACGGAAAUCCCUGCAGAACGCGCAGAAGUGCUACAAGAAGCGCAAGGCCGAUAUGGACGAGCUGGAGCGUGAGCAGAGAGCCGUGGAGACGGCCAGGCAGGAGUUCGAGGAGCGCAUGGAGGAGGAGGCGCAGAGCCAGGGUCAGGACCUGCAGCUCGAAGAAAACCAGGUCAAAGCGUAUCACCGUCUCAAAGAAGAGGCCAGCAAACGAGCUGCUACUCUGGCCCAGGAGUUGGAGAAGUUUAACCGCGAUCAAAAAGCUGACCAGGACCGCCUCGACCUGGAGGAGAGGAAGAAAGUGGAGACGGAGGCAAAGAUCAAGCAGAAGAUCCGAGAGAUCGAGGAGAACCAGAAGCGUAUUGAGAAGCUCGAGGAUUACAUCACAACCAGCAGACAGUCUCUGGAUGAACAGAAGAGGAUGGAGGAGGAGCUCACAGAGGAGGUGGAGCAAGCCAAGAGGAGGAUUGAUGAGAUUAAUAUGGAGCUUAAUCAGGUGAUGGAGCAGCUCGGCGACGCUCGUAUAGACAGACAGGAGAACAGCAGACAGCAGCGCAAAGCCGAGAUCAUGGAGAGCAUCAAGAGACUCUAUCCCGGAUCAGUGUACGGCAGGCUCAUAGAUCUGUGCCAGCCCACUCAGAAGAAGUACCAGAUCGCCGUUACCAAAGUGCUGGGCAAAAACAUGGACGCCAUCAUCGUGGACUCGGAGAAGACCGGCCGUGACUGCAUCCAGUACAUUAAAGAGCAGAGAGGAGAACCUGAAACCUUCUUGCCUCUGGAUUAUCUCGAGGUCAAACCCACGGAUGAGAAGCUGCGUGAGCUGCGCGGUGCCAAGCUGGUGAUCGACGUCAUUCGCUACGAGCCUCCACAGAUCAAGAAAGCUCUGCAGUACGCCUGCGGGAACGCGCUCGUGUGCGAGAACGUCGAGGACGCCCGCAGGAUCGCUUUCGGAGGACCGUACAGGCACAAGACCGUGGCUCUUGACGGAACGCUGUUCCAGAAGUCCGGCGUGAUCUCCGGAGGUGCCAGCGACCUGAAGGCCAAAGCUCGCCGCUGGGACGAAAAAGCCGUGGACAAGCUGAAGGACAGGAAAGAAAAACUCACCGAUGAGCUCAAGGAGCAAAUGAAGGCGAAAAGAAAGGAGGCGGAGCUUCGUCAGGUGCAGUCUCAAGCUCACGGGCUGCAGAUGAGGCUGAAGUACUCUCAGAGUGACCUCGAGCAGACCAAAACGCGCCAUCUGUCCUUAAAUAUGCAGGAAAAAUCCAAGCUAGAAAGCGAGCUGGCCAACUUUGGGCCUCGUAUCAACGACAUCAAGAGGAUCAUCCAGUCACGCGAGCGAGACAUGAAGGAGCUCAAAGACCGCAUGAACCUGGUGGAGGACGAAGUGUUUUUCGAGUUCUGUAAGGAGAUCGGCGUGAGGAACAUUCGCGAGUUUGAAGAGGAGAAAGUGAAAAGGCAGAAUGAGAUCGCAAAGAAGCGCUUGGAGUUUGAGACCCAGAAGACUCGCCUGGCGAUCCAGCUGGAUUAUGAGAAGAACCAGCUAAAGGAGGACCAGGAGAAGGUCAUCAUGUGGGAGCAGACGGUGAAGAAGGACGAAAGCGAGAUCGAAAGACUAAAGAAGGAGGAGCAGAGACACAUGAAGAUCAUCGAUGAGACCAUGGCUCAGCUUCAGGACUUGAAGAAUCAGCACCUGACCAAGAAGUCUGAGGUCAACGACAAAAACCACGAAAUGGAAGAAAUUCGUAAGAAACUAGGCGGAGCCAACAAAGAGCUGACGCAGCUUCAGAAGGAGGUCACAGCCAUCGAGACGAAGCUGGAGCAGAAGCGCAGUGACAGACACAACCUGCUGCAGGCCUGUAAAAUGCAGGACAUCCGACUUCCUCUCAGAUCAGGAACCAUGGACGACAUCAGCCAGGAGGAGGGAAGCUCCCAGGAUGAAAGUCUGAGCAGCAGCCAGAAGACAUCCAGCACCGUUUUAGCCAAAGAGGCUCUCAUUGAGAUCGACUACAGCAGCCUGUCUGAAGACCUGAAGGACUCGCUGUCUGAGGAGGAGAUUAAAGGCGAGAUGAACACCCUUCAGCAGAGGCUUAACGAGCAGCAGAGCAUCCUCCAGAGGAUCAGCGCGCCCAACAUGAAGGCCAUGGAGAAGCUGGAGAGCGUCCGAGACAAAUUCCAGGAAACGAGUGACGAAUUCGAAGCCGCGAGGAAGAGGGCGAAGAAAGCCAAGCAGGCGUUCGAGCAGAUCAAGAAGGAGCGGUUCGAUCGCUUCAACGCCUGCUUCGAGUCCGUCGCCACCAACAUCGACGAGAUCUACAAAGCGCUGUCGCGCAACAGCAGCGCUCAGGCUUUUCUCGGACCGGAGAACCCGGAGGAGCCGUACCUGGAUGGGAUCAACUAUAACUGCGUGGCUCCUGGGAAGCGUUUCAGACCCAUGGAUAAUUUAUCAGGAGGAGAAAAAACCGUCGCUGCUCUCGCUUUACUCUUCGCCAUCCACAGCUAUAAACCUGCUCCUUUCUUCGUCCUGGAUGAAAUCGAUGCGGCUCUGGACAACACCAACAUCGGCAAGGUUGCUAAUUACAUUAAAGACCAGUCCAUCCAGAACUUCCAGGCCAUCGUCAUCUCUCUGAAGGAGGAGUUUUACACCAAGGCCGACUCGCUCAUCGGCGUGUAUCCCGAGCAAGGAGACUGCGUUAUCAGUAAAGUCCUGACCUUUGACCUCUCCCAGUAUCCCGACGCAAACCCCAACCCGAAUGAGUAAAGAAGCUCACGUCCCCAAACAGCCGCUUUUACUUUUCAUCUCAGCUCGUUGGGUUUCAAUCUGGGGUUUUUUCUUGUCAUUUAUUCCUCUUAUCGUCUUUUCUUGAUAUUUCUGAUGUAGUUACUCAUUUUAGAUUUUAACUCUGUAACAGUAACCAUGUUGAAUGUUUUUUUGUUUUUGUUUUUUUCCCCAUUUCACCAGUGUACGUCUUUAAUCAUGAUAAUUUUGACAGAUUUGUUUUAAAUUAGUGCUCUUGAUCCUGACCUAUGAUCUUUCUUUGUACCAUCAUGUUUUUCGGUAUGAACUAAAACCUCAGAGUUUUUUAGAUGUGCUUUAUUACUAAUCAUGGCUUCUCUUCUGUACCCAAGUCGAUGUUUCUUGUUAAACUGAAGUGUACAUUUUUUUCUGACAAUAAACUGUUUAAUAAACCAA
Molecule: messenger RNA, 3303 nt
Organism: Neoarius graeffei (lesser salmon catfish)
Lineage: Eukaryota; Metazoa; Chordata; Actinopteri; Siluriformes; Ariidae
Product: structural maintenance of chromosomes protein 1A
Exons: 21
Coding region: 1-2871 (956 amino acids)
Biological process (GO): sister chromatid cohesion
Cellular component (GO): nucleus; chromosome; cohesin complex
Molecular function (GO): DNA binding; protein binding; ATP binding
Source: RefSeq, a predicted model, not a curated record